Messenger RNA from Capsella rubella, 1269 nucleotides. RefSeq lists its product as uncharacterized. Gene Ontology annotation, molecular function: protein binding. The record is from RefSeq and is a predicted model, not a curated record. The transcript has 7 exons. The coding region runs from base 65 to 1060 and encodes 331 amino acids. Lineage: Eukaryota; Viridiplantae; Streptophyta; Magnoliopsida; Brassicales; Brassicaceae.
UUCAACAAGUGUCAAAGCUCUUUUGCGUCUUCGUCUCCGUCUCGUCGUCUCUCUUCGCCACAGAAUGGAUCGUGCUGCAGAAGCUUAUGCUCUUAUGUGUAACUGGAGAAAAAAUCAUCCUCCUUCUUCCUCUUUCCCUCAGAGAGGUUCAAGUGCAUCAGAUUCUGCAGUGUUGAGGAGUUUGAGAGAUCAUCCUCCUUCUUCUUCGUCUCUUGUCAAACUUUCUCAGCUUACUACUGUCAACAACAGAUACGAGUCCCCUCCUUUCUCGUCUGGUGGAUACAGAUGGAGGUUGGUUGUAUACCCUAAGGGAAACGAAGAAGACAAUGGAAGUGGAUUUGUGUCAAUGUAUGUGGAACUUGACAAAAGCUGCCUCUCAUCUACAACAACAACACCCAAAGAGGUCUUUGCUUAUCUCUCUUUGUUUGUCUUUAACAAGAAAGAGAACAAGUACUUCUCUGUUCAAGAUGUGGAAGUAAAGAAAUUCAAUGCUUCACGAACUGUCUGGGGAGUGUCUCAAGUUCUUCCACUUGAGAAGUUCAAUGACCCUGCCAAUGGAUAUAUCUUGGAUGGUGAAGAACAUGAGUUUGGUGCGCAUGUGAAGAUUGCUUCAGCACCCGUCCCUGUUGAUGAGAAUCUCCCAUUUCACAAAUUCACUUGGAGUGUUCGUGAUUUCUCUCUUCUGAAACAGGGUGAUUACGUAUCCAAAACCUUUCAAAUGGGAGAGAAGAAGUGGACUCUAACAAUGUAUCCUAAGGGAGACUCUAGCACAGAGGGCGAGUUAUCCAAGUACUUUCAUUUAGCUGAGGGUGAAAGGUUAUUGACAGGUGAGAUGAUUAUGGUGCGAGCAAAGAUGCAAGUUCUAGACCCGCGUGGAUCCAAUCACCUAUCAGGAGGAUUCCUUCAAUGUUGGGUCAUGGCUUCAAACACAGCAUGGGGUCUUCCUCAGUCCAUCUCUUUAGCUGAAAUUGAGGAGAGCUACUUGGAUGCUGAAGAUACUUUGAAUGUAGAGAUGGAAUGUGAAAUCACUAGCACCACCAAGAGCCACCCUUUCUUUUAGGCCACCCUCUCAGUCUGUGAUAUGACUUACCUACUACUCUAUUCUAUGUGUGGAGACUGAAUGUGAAGUUAACACUCUUAUCUAUCUAAUUAGCUACGAUGCAUGCAUGUGUGACUACUCUGUUCUCUGUUGUAUGCGUUUGUUUAUUAAGGAUCUUAAUUAUGGUUUGUGUGUUGAGCUUUUGUUUAUUCCUUAAAUCUGUUUUAUUA